Danaus plexippus (monarch butterfly) is the source of this 1216-nucleotide messenger RNA. Its product is annotated as protein FAM136A. The record is from RefSeq and is a predicted model, not a curated record. Gene Ontology annotation, cellular component: cytoplasm. The transcript has 4 exons. Lineage: Eukaryota; Metazoa; Arthropoda; Insecta; Lepidoptera; Nymphalidae. Bases 105 to 548 code for a protein of 147 amino acids.
CAGCAAAACAGUUAUCUAAGUCACUGAAUGUCAAAAAAUCCGACUGUGAUUGUUAAGCCGAAAUAUAUUACUUGCUAAAUAAAUAAUAUAAGAAAACAUUCAAAAUGGUCGAAGCUCAGAAAUACAGAAUAGAACAGGAAAUGACAAAUCUUGUUAAUGAGUUAGACAGGAGUUAUUUAAGAAAGAUGCAGGGCGAUAUGCACAGAUGUGCGGCAAACUGCUGCGACGAUCAGCAAUCAUCGUUAGAGAGGGUUCACGGGUGUAUAGAGAAGUGUACGACACCAUUGAAUCAGGCCAAUAAUUAUGUACAAAACGAAAUCAACCAUCUCCAAAACAGACUUCAGCGUUGUGUGAUGGAUUGCAACGAUUCAGCGAGGGACAGGCUCGGUCCGGACCCCAGCCAGGACACGAUCGACAAAGCGACUAUACAGUUUGAGAAUUGUGCGGUGAAGUGUGUGGACAAGCACAUAGGUUUAAUACCCGGUAUGAUGAAAGCUAUGAAAAAAGUGCUAGCUAGCGGAAAACCACCGCCGGUGACAAGCAACUGAUGACAGAAAAUGUUACGGGGUUGCCAUUUGAUGUAAAAAAAAAAUUAUGGUUAUAAAUUGUUGUUCUGCCAAAUCUUUUUGAAUUGUAUAUGGCAACCCUAUGUGAUAUAGUAUCGAGUGUUAAUUGUAAAAAUAGUUUCUAAGUGUCUGGUUUACAUAAAAAGGAUUUGAUUAAAAAUAGGUACUAAAUAAUAAUUACACACAAACUGAAAUGACACUUCAUUUUGAUACAGAGAAAGAUUUAAAAGUUAAGUCUAACUUGUACAUUUACAAGCAUUUACACAUAUAUAUAUAAUAAAAGGGAUAAAUAAAAAUAUUUCUGUCAAUAUGUCUGUGUGCCUGUUUUGUUAACUGACAUAUAUUUCGAGCCAUUGUAGACUCAAGCUUCUGAUUGCUUAUAUUAUAAAAUAAGUUACUAUGUAGUUAUAUUAACUCAGUGUUAUAACUAUAAGUCAUAUUUAUUACAUGCUUAUUUUCCGAUAAUAUAUUAAAAAAAAGAAUUGAUGGCAUUAAAAUGAUUCAAUACUACCUUAAUUAUGUCACAAAUAAACAAAACAGAAUAGUUUUUAUACUUUUCAAUUUACAAAACAUUGUUGAACUUAUAGACUGAAGCCAGUCUACAAGAGCUCUACUUAUGUUAUUUGAAAUAAAGUGUUAAGUUAGUUGUA